This is a messenger RNA of Abrus precatorius (Indian licorice), 1119 nucleotides long. Its product is annotated as BURP domain-containing protein 5-like. The transcript has 3 exons. NCBI's taxonomy places the organism in Eukaryota, Viridiplantae, Streptophyta, Magnoliopsida, Fabales, Fabaceae. The record is from RefSeq and is a predicted model, not a curated record. Bases 1 to 1119 code for a protein of 372 amino acids.
AUGGCAGAUCCUGGUAGAGAGCAUUGGAAUGUUGUAAAGAGGAUCCUUAGAUACAUAAAAGGAACCUCUAAUGUUGCAUUAUGUUUUGAAGGAUCAGAAUUUAUUGUGAAAGGCUAUGUUGAUUCAGAUUUUGCAGGAGAUCUGGAUAAAAGAAAAUCUACUACUGGUUAUGUGUUUACACUUGCUGGAGGGGCAGUAAGCUGGUUAUCUAAAUUGCAUACUGUUGUGGCUUUGUCUACUACAGAAGUUGAAUACAUGGCAGCUACUGAGGCAUGCAAGGAAGCAAUAUGGAUUCAAAGGCUAUUGGAGGAACUUGGGCACAAACAGGUGUUGACAACCCAUGCUGCGUUACCUCCUCAACUUUACUGGGAAAGGAUGCUUCCAAAUAGCCCAAUGCCGAAAGCAGUCAUAGAGUUUCUAAAGCAUGGUUUGCCUGUUGCUGAUCAUCAUCGAUUAGAUGAUGUAAAAGUAGACCUAAUUUUCUUAGAGGAAGGCCUUCGUCCUGGUACAAAGAUAAAUGCACACUUCUAUAAGAUAGAUUUUACAAAACCAUUAUUGCCUCUCCAAGUUGCUCAACAUAUACCGUUCUCUUCAAAAAAGAUGAAGGAAAUAUUGGAGAUAUUAUCUAUGAAACCUAAGUCAGAGAUUGCUAAAGUUGUAGAAAGAGAGAUUAGGAUUUGUGAAGUGCCUCCACCGAUUAUAGAGGAAAAACUUUGUGCUACUUCACUUGAAUCCAUGGUGGAUUUUGUCACUUCUAAGCUUGGGAAGAACGUUCGUGCUUUUUCUACAUAUGCAGAAAGGGAAGCCAAGUCACAAAAUUUCUUAGUGAAAGAUGGAGUGAAGAAGAUAGCAGAUGAAAGUGUCAUUGCUUGUCAUCUUAUGGAUUACCCAUAUGCUGUCUUUCUUUGUCAUCAUUUACAAAAUACCACCGCGCAUUUUAUGCCUUUGGAGGGAGAAGAUGGGACUAGAGUUAAAGCCAUAGCUGUAUGCCAUAAAGACACAUCAUUAUGGGAUCCAGAUAGUUUGAUAUUACAAGCAAUCAAAAUCAAGCCUGGAGAUUGUCUAGUGUGUCAUAUCUUUCCUGAGGUUCAUGUUGUGUUUACCAAGUUGAUGACUUAA